Messenger RNA from Ramularia collo-cygni, 645 nucleotides. RefSeq lists its product as uncharacterized. NCBI's taxonomy places the organism in Eukaryota, Fungi, Ascomycota, Dothideomycetes, Mycosphaerellales, Mycosphaerellaceae. The transcript has a single exon. Gene Ontology annotation, biological process: nuclear-transcribed mRNA catabolic process, RNase MRP-dependent; rRNA processing; intronic box C/D snoRNA processing. The record is from RefSeq and is a predicted model, not a curated record. Gene Ontology annotation, cellular component: ribonuclease MRP complex; nucleolar ribonuclease P complex. Gene Ontology annotation, molecular function: RNA binding. Bases 1 to 645 code for a protein of 214 amino acids.
AUGGCCACAUCGACGCCGACCCCGAAGAACUCCAAAAAUGAACACCACAAGAAGGACCGGAAUAAACGAGCACCGCUCCCCUCCAACGCGCGGAUUCAAAAGCGACCCAUCCUCCACGCUCCACUCCCAUCGCCCUACACUUCCGCCGCGUCCGCCAAGACCAUCUAUCUUUCCGCCCGCACGCCCUUCAUGUCGGCCAUUAAACGCUGCGAGAAACUCCUGCAGCUCUCCGAAAAGCGUCUAGUACAAGCGGCAACUACUGCUGCCAAAUCGUCCCGCCGGCGGAAUCAAGAUGACUCCAUCUCGGAAAUUGCAGCUGCGGCGGAGAGGAUCAAGCGGCGUGGUCGUGGGGAGGAGGUGGUGUUCAAGGCUUCGGGAAAGGCGAUUGGAAAGGGAUUGCAGGUGGGAUGUUGGUUUCAGGAGAGGGAUGGGCUGUACAAUGUUCGCUUGCAGACGGGGACUGCGGGGGUGGUGGAUGGGAUUGAGUAUGAUGAGGGGGAGGGGGAUGAGGAGAAGGAGCGAGGAGAUGGUGAGAAGAGGGAGGGUGGAGAUGGCGAGAAGAGGGAGGAAGUGGAAGCGGAAGAUGGGCCCGAGGCGAGGAUUCGGCAGAUCAGUGUGCUGGAGGUCUAUGUCAGUUUGAAGUGA